AUUCAAGUUUAAAAAAAGACGUAGUAAGGGACAAGAAGAAACAAAGAGAUACAGAGUUGGAACGCAUACAUUUAAAUUUUCAGAGUGAUGGAGCAUCAUCUGGUGUAAAUAAAACUGUAAGAUUUGGAGCAAUUGGGCUUGGAAGAUGAGGCGGGGGGCAAUGAGAGUGAUGGAGAUGGUGAGGUGGAAUGGGAGGAGGGGCGUGACAUACAUGCCACGGCCGGGGGACGGGGAAGCGCGGGCGGUGACGAUGAUACCAGGGGAUGGCAUAGGUCCCCUUGUCACAGGCGCUGUCCAGCAGGUAAUGGAGGCCAUGCACGCUCCUAUUUUCUUCGAGACAUUCCAUGUGAGUGGCAACAUGACCAGCGUGCCCUCGGACGUCAUCGACUCCAUCCGCAAAAACAAGGUGUGCUUGAAGGGCGGCCUGGCGACGCCAGUGGGCGGCGGUGUGAGCUCUCUGAACGUGCAGCUGCGGAAGGAGCUGGACCUCUUUGCCUCGCUCGUCCACUGUUUCACCCUCCCUGGCCUCCCUACCCGCCACGACCACGUUGAUAUUGUCGUUAUAAGAGAGAAUACAGAGGGGGAGUACUCUGGCCUCGAACAUGAGGUCGUUCCCGGCGUUGUCGAGAGCCUCAAGGUGAUAACAAAGUUUUGUUCAGAGCGGAUUGCAAAGUAUGCCUUUGAGUAUGCAUAUCUCAACAAUCGGAAGACGGUAACUGCAGUGCACAAGGCUAAUAUCAUGAAGCUUGCAGAUGGGCUCUUCUUGGAAUCAUGCCGUGAAGUUGCAAAGAAAUACCCGGGAAUUAAGUAUAAUGAGAUUAUUGUUGAUAACUGUUGCAUGCAACUUGUUUCAAAACCUGAACAGUUUGAUGUGAUGGUUACUCCUAAUCUAUAUGGUAAUUUGGUUGCAAAUACGGCUGCUGGUAUUGCAGGUGGCACUGGAGUUAUGCCUGGAGGUAAUGUUGGUGCAGAACAUGCUGUUUUUGAGCAAGGAGCCUCUGCUGGGAAUGUUGGAAAUGAAAAAAUAUUAGUGCAGAAGAAGGCAAACCCAGUAGCAUUGUUAUUGUCUUCCGCAAUGAUGCUGCGGCAUUUGCAGUUUCCUUCAUUUGCAGAUCGCCUAGAACAAGCUGUUAUUGGGGUCAUUAAAGAAGGGAAAUACCGUACAAAAGAUCUUGGAGGGGAUAGUACUACUCAGGAGGUAGUUGAUGCUGUGAUUGAAAAGCUUGAUUAAUGAACAAUCUUACCAUGGAGCAAUCCAACCAAGAAAGAGGUUUAAUAUAUUCUGAAUUAGAAAAGAUAUACAUGUACUAGGCGAAUGUAUGACAUCUGCCAUAAAAUUCCUUAAAAACCAGGAAAGUUUCUGUUUCUGGUUAAACUGCUGUGUUGUGAAAUAAGCAAACAGAGCAUGCCAUGAAUAAUUCGAACUGUUAACAAGUCUCUUGUCUCUUCUUAUAAUCAUUUCCACCAAUCGUAAAGAACAUUGGAGAGAUUUGGAUUGUAAUCUCUCUAGUUCUUUUUCUUUACAUAGAUUUGUACUCGUAGUUUCAACAGCAACCGUCUUUACUUAUUGAGCGUGUCAUUAAUUUAA
Cryptomeria japonica (Japanese cedar) is the source of this 1588-nucleotide messenger RNA. RefSeq names its product isocitrate dehydrogenase [NAD] regulatory subunit 1, mitochondrial. Gene Ontology annotation, molecular function: isocitrate dehydrogenase (NAD+) activity. Gene Ontology annotation, biological process: tricarboxylic acid cycle; isocitrate metabolic process. The record is from RefSeq and is a predicted model, not a curated record. Gene Ontology annotation, cellular component: mitochondrion. The coding region runs from base 146 to 1231 and encodes 361 amino acids. Lineage: Eukaryota; Viridiplantae; Streptophyta; Pinopsida; Cupressales; Cupressaceae. The transcript has 4 exons.